This is a messenger RNA of Darwinula stevensoni, 1300 nucleotides long. NCBI's taxonomy places the organism in Eukaryota, Metazoa, Arthropoda, Ostracoda, Podocopida, Darwinulidae. The record is from the annotation of a GenBank genome assembly.
AUGCCUGAUCUGGCGACAAAGUGGCGCGUUGCCGUGCGGCUCCUACUGCGCCCUCGCCAUUCCUCGUCUGAACUGAAGGGAGAGUCAGCGUCUUCAUUACGAGAUCUGCGAGAGGAGUUUUUUCGGGACCGGCUCUGCCAUAAUUAUUCAACCAUGACCGUGAGGUUGCCCAACUUUCUUCGUAACUGGCUAAAGUCCGAGAGAGCUGAAACACCGGUCGAAGCUUCAGGAACAACAGAUAUUGUGCUAAACUGUCUGCCGAACGAAGUAUCGGGCACGUGCAGUGUUUCUGCUGCUUCCAACCUCUGCGCAUUGGUGGACCGAACCAUCGGGAAGACUGAGAAUGAGAAAAUUCUUCUUUUGCUCAUCGGUCCACUGAUUGGCCUCAGCGAUACACUGGGAGAUGGCCAAGUACUGCCCAAGAUCGUCUCCCACUCUGUAAACGGGGGGACGCAGGCUAAGGGAGGGAGCCGAAAUGAAAACUUCAAACAUGUGAAGAGUGGGAGCGACUUCAAACACCUGGAAAAGAAACUGGAAGAAGUCAUCCAAAAGAAGCAGCUCCUGCAAUCUUUCAUCAGACCUGCUGGUGUGAGUGAGGAGGAGGUGAUGGCGACACACCGUGAUCAUGUCACAGAUGAAGCCUUCCGGCCGUUCAUGACCCUGAAGGAUCCCGAGAAAUGUGGUGAGCUUUUUCCCAGGACACAUACCCCGGCAGUCAUUGGCAGCAAGCGUUGUAUAUCCCUGAGUAAUUCUGUUGUGACCAUGAAGGAGUUCUUGCAAGCCAUUGCUGGAAAUUCUCAGGGUUGGAUCUUAACCAGCGUCCGCUGGAUUCGAGAAGAGGACCUGCCUGCCCAGUUGAAAUUAUUGUCGCUGGUCGAUUUGAAGUUUGGGUUGGAUCCAAGGAGAAGCAGCCAGGACAUUGAUCAGGAGCAGGUCAGAGACCAGGAACAAGAACCCGAGACAGAUUUGGGGGACAACACAUUAGGAGCCUUUGAUGAAGAUAUGAUUGGAACUCCAGAUUUGCUUCAGACUCUAGGACUCCGUGCUCCUCACAGUGAGAAGGCUCCUAAAGAGGGAUUCUACUUCUAUAAUUCUUCAGGAGAUGGGAGGGACUCAGGAGACUCUUGGAACGUGGCCUUUUUGAGAAAUCAGGAGAGGACGCACAUCCAUGGCUCCUGGUUUUGGAUGGAUGCACAUAACCUGCUGUCAUCAUUUCAGUAGAAAAGCUUCUUGCUGACUUUGGUUCCAUGGAGGCAGAAUUGGAACAUGCGUAAUCUCUUUCCUGGAAGACGUGAAGGGU